CACGUGUUGUGUUCAUAAAAAGUCUGACUCCUUUUUAGUGAUUGUUCUUCAGCUAGACGCAAUGGCUAACAACGCGAAGACGGAAUUGCCCGGUGGAAGAGGAGAGUGAUUCAGAAGUGACCAUUCUCAUCAGGAACCCCAUUCAAGAGUGUUGAUACAGUUUCACAAAUUAGAGGCAGCAUCUCCGAGGAAACCUCACAAAGUGUUCGCAUAACUAUUAUGCUGAUUAUAGAAUCAUCAAGCAUAGAAUUGGCAAAGUAUCUGCAGAACACUUAGUUUAAUAUAGAAAACCAAGAAAGAAAAAGUAAUUAUAUUUCAAAGCAUUGACAAGUUCCAUUAGAAGAUAGACUGAACUUCGAGGCUCUCAACUCCCAUCACAAGUCAAAGAAAGCUAUUGCAUCCAUCAGCAAACAACACAAUCCAUUUGAUCUCUUACGCAUAUUAUAUGAGAGUGACUGGCCCUUUUAAUAUGAACCUGCAAAAGCGAAGAUGAAAAUAGCAGAUUCGAGGAAGGAAUCUUCUGAGGGAGCUGUAGCUGGAGCUGCUGCUGGUGUUGUUGUUGAAGCUGCUUUGUAUCCAAUUGAUACAAUUAAAACUCGACUUCAAGCAGUUCGUGGUGGGGGACAAAUCAUUUUGAAAGGUCUUUAUUCAGGAUUGGCUGGAAAUCUUGUUGGUGUCUUACCAGCAUCGGCAAUAUUUAUUGGUGCAUAUGAACCUGCAAAGAGAAAAUUGCUGAACAGCCUCCCGGAAAACCUUAGUGCCUUAGCUCAUUUGACUGCAGGUGCUAUCGGUGGAGCUGCUUCUUCUGUUGUUCGUGUACCCACAGAGGUAGUUAAGCAAAGGAUGCAGAUCAGCCAAUUUGCUUCUGCCCCUGAUGCGGUCCGGCUCAUUGUUGCUAAGGAAAGGUUUAGAGGCCUUUAUGCUGGUUAUGGUUCUUUUCUAUUGCGGGACUUACCAUUUGAUGCUAUCCAGUUCUGUAUAUACGAGCAGAUGCGGAUGGGCUAUAAGUUAGCUGCAAAGAGGGACCUUAAAGAUUCCGAGAAUGCAAUGAUUGGUGCCAUUGCAGGUGCAAUAACAGGAGCUAUAACUACUCCUCUUGAUGUGAUAAAAACCAGAUUGAUGGUUCAGGGUUCAGCAAAGCAGUAUGAAGGCAUUUUGCAUUGUGUUAACACUAUUGUACGAGAAGAAGGAGCUUCUACUCUUUUUAAGGGAAUAGGGCCACGAGUACUUUGGAUAGGUGUUGGAGGAUCCAUAUUUUUUGGUGUUCUUGAAAGGACAAAGAAAUUCGUUGCUGCUAAACACCCUGUUGAUUAGAAUUUGAAACCACAAAAUUGGACUAUUUAUUUGCGGUAGGUACACAGUAGCCACAAGACUCGCAAUAGAUCUCUCGAAACGUGUCUUCGUUUCUGAAUUAUUGUUGGCUCAAUCCUGUUGAACAUAAAGGGGUGCGACAUUAAGAGAUUGUAGACGAGGCAAGGUAUGGUGGAAGAUAUUUUGCCCUGGCCUACAGAAUUAGUGUAAUGUAGGAAGAACUGAGCAAUAUUUUGCAGUUCUCUCCGCAACUCUGGAUAUCUGCUGCCAAAUUGUCGCCCCUUAUUCCUUUGACAAUAGAGUUAGGCUAUCUUUUUUGCAUCGAUUGUACAAGUUCAUGAAGAGGACUGGAUGAGUGGAUUGAGGAAAAGCGACUCAAUCAAUAAAACAGAAGAGUAGCCUCCCUUCCUUUA
Molecule: messenger RNA, 1724 nt
Organism: Capsicum annuum
Lineage: Eukaryota; Viridiplantae; Streptophyta; Magnoliopsida; Solanales; Solanaceae
Product: S-adenosylmethionine carrier 1, chloroplastic/mitochondrial
Exons: 14
Coding region: 490-1314 (274 amino acids)
Biological process (GO): transmembrane transport
Cellular component (GO): mitochondrial inner membrane
Molecular function (GO): S-adenosyl-L-methionine transmembrane transporter activity
Source: RefSeq, a predicted model, not a curated record